This is a messenger RNA of Adineta steineri, 2624 nucleotides long. The record is from the annotation of a GenBank genome assembly. Lineage: Eukaryota; Metazoa; Rotifera; Eurotatoria; Adinetida; Adinetidae.
UGUACAGUUAUAAUAUAAUCUAAACAGGGCAGUGGCCGUGUUGCUGACUUUUUCAAACGUUGGUUAUUAUAUACAAAAGAUUUCGAUGAAGCGAGCAAAGAUUCUGAAUUUCCAAUUGGAAUUGAUGAAAUUGUUACCGUAACUUCAGAACCACACACUACACCAACAACUGAUGAUACAAAUAGUUCAAAAAAAGAGUAAAAAUUCUAUAUUAAAUUAGUUGUUUUUGUAUUUUACUUGUGUAAUCUUUUUAGUACUUAUACACUUCUUAAAGUUCACCUUAAUUCAUCUUGCAAAACGUAAAGAAACCAACGUUUAUUUCAUUUUCUAUAAUUGUUUGUAUAAUUUUUUUAAAGGCUUGUAGAAUUAUUUCAACCAUAUAAAGAACGACUCGAAAAAGAUCUUGAUCUUCUUAUAUCACAUGACGAUGAUCUUAGUAAAGGAAAGAAGUCAAAUGAUAUAUCAAAUAAUACUUCAAAAGUUGAAAAAUCAAAUAAAUUAGAUGAAACGCUUCGACAAGUUAUGUAUUGUCUUCAGCCUGCUGUUCGUUCUGGUAUAGCUGUAUUUAACUUAAAUUCAGAUGAUAAUUUAUCUGAAACUAUUUUUCGUACUGUUUGCAAAUCACGUCAAAAAUACUUUGAAAGAAAAGAAAGUGAUCAAAAUUAUAUGAGCGUAAGGCAUGAAACAAACUCUAAACCACCACUAACUACAGAUGUUAAACGACAUCAUGCAAAUUCACGACAACAUGUUAAUCGAAGAGAUCAAAAUGCACAAAGAUCGCAAUUGUUACAGUUAGCAAUGGAUUGGAAUUGUAUUGAUGUUGCAAAAGAGUUAAUUCUUCAAAAUUCAUUAGAUAAUAUUCUAAACCAAAAAGAAGCUUUUUUGAAUGCAUUAACACGAGAUUUACCAGAAUUUGUUUAUGAAUUUAUCAAAUUGGGCAUUGAUCCAAGUAAAAUAUUCUUUGAAAAUAAUAUAUUCUUUGACGAUGAUACACCUCUUCGCCCCAUUUAUCGAUAUAGAAAAUUUCUUCAACGUUUGUACAGUAAUGACGCUGUGAAUAGUCAUAAAACUCAAUUAAGAGACUUUAUUGAAACUGAUAAUGUUGUUAGAAAACAUAUUUGUACAACCGAUGAGCUAAAUAAUGUUCUUACUACAUUGAUUGGUGAUUAUAUGCAUAAAUUAUACUUUAAUUCAAAUGCCGACGAGAUUAAAUAUCGAGCAUCAUGGGGUUUAAUAGAACAAAAUGUAGAGCAAAACCAAAUUAAUGCUCAAAAUCCUGACCACCACGUUAAACCAAAUAAAGAAAUAGUUUUUGAUAUUAUUAUGCGAGAUUUAUUUAUAUGGGCAAUACUUAUGAAUCAUACCGAAAUGGCUCAAGUCUUUUUAAGUCAUAUGAAAUAUCGAAUAUGUGCUGCAUUGAUUGCAACAAAAAUAUUAAAACAAUAUCAUCAUAAAACUCGAUAUGGUGAUUUAAGAGAUAACUAUGAGAAAAAUGCAAAAUAUUUUGAAGAAUAUGCUAUUGCAUGUAUAAAACAAUGCGAAAAAAAUGACACUGAUCUAGCAUGUGAAAUUGUUCUACAAAGAAUAGAACUAUAUGGAAAUGUUACUUGUCUUCAAAUUGCUGCUGAUGCAAAAGAUAAACUAUUUAUUGCAACACCAUGUUGUGUUCAAGCUAUGAAUAAUAUGUGGUAUAAUAAUAUUCAUCCGGAACAAUCGAAGAAACGAAAUAAAUUAGCUAUGGCUAUUGGAGUUUUUUCAUUUGGCCUUCUGGCACCAUUGUGGGUCACUUUUCGAGAUCCUCCACCGAUAGCAACCGACGAAAAACCUGAAAAAUCUUUACAAUCUUAUGGCAUACAUUAUUCCGAUCCAUAUGCAACUCCAUUUCAUCGAUAUACUAAAUAUUUUUCAAUAAAUAAUUAUAUGCAUCGUAUAAAAAAUUUUCAUCGAGCGUUAUGCAUGAAAUAUUGCUAUCAUUGGUUGAGUUAUUGUUUUUUCCUGUUACUUUUCUCUUAUGUACUUUUAUUUAACUUUCAACCACCAGCUGCUUCAGUACCAUCUAUCCAUUGGACUGAAAUUUUAACAAUUAUGCUUGUUUCUAUUAUGUUAAUUGAAGAAAUUCACUAUUUUGUUAGCCAAGAUAGUAUUACAAUACCUGGGAAAUGCAAAAGUUAUUUUAGGGAUCUAUUUAAAAUUAUGACCCUUAUUGGAUUUAUACUUUUUUAUGUUGGAUUAAUUCUACGGUUUACUCAUGCAGAUGAUGAGAAUGAAUUUGUCGCAGCUAGGUAAGAUGGUUUUUCUAAUAAAUAUAAUAUAGAUGAAAUAUUGUCUUAAAUAGAUUGUUUUUUGAGAACAUGACGAUAGUAAAAUAUCUCUUCUGUACUACUGUUCAAAAAGAAAACAACAAAAGAGAGUUUAUAUAUUGAUCAUUAUGCUGUUUUAUAGGACCUUUGAUCUUUUUGACUUUACAUAAUAUUUGUUGUUAUUUAGAGUAUGUGAUGUUUGCUUUGAGUUCCCAGAUGACAGACGAUAUUAAGUUUGAUAUUCUUUGAUGAGAAUAUUAAAUCAGAAUCAUUGUAAUCGAAACUUCAGAGAUAAGCAAAUGAGAAAGCUUUCAAUAAUCUUCA